Molecule: messenger RNA, 3336 nt
Organism: Alternaria arbusti
Lineage: Eukaryota; Fungi; Ascomycota; Dothideomycetes; Pleosporales; Pleosporaceae
Exons: 4
Coding region: 1-3336 (1111 amino acids)
Biological process (GO): phosphorelay signal transduction system; phosphorylation
Molecular function (GO): phosphorelay sensor kinase activity
Source: RefSeq, a predicted model, not a curated record
AUGGCUACGACCGCGCCCAUCUCGACCACGACGCCACCCGCAGCUAUCGAUAACCACGAACGGGUACGCGCAUACGAGAUCGCCGCAUAUCUCUCUGCCGCGUCGUUCCCCUUCCACAUCCCAGAAGGACCGCCGUCCGAACCAGUCCCCAGCAGCGACAUAACCCUCAACGCCCUCGUCCAGCAUGGCGUGCACAAGAUGGACUGCGAUCGCGCAUUCCUUUCGCUCAUUGAUAAUCGAAAUCAAUUCAUAUGCGCAGAGAUGACGAGGCACCAGUCGCUUUCGAGUGCAGACCCGGCCGAGCCGCUCUUGCUGGGUACUUCGCGAAUCGCUCUCGAAUGGGGCGUCUGCCCAUUCACCAUGUGCAUCUUCCAGGGCAAACCAGUGCCUAUGCCGGACAGUCCCUAUAUCAUUGCCGACAAGUCGUAUUUCUGCAUAAAAGACUUUCGCCAGGUUCCCACAUUUGCCGAGCGCCCGUUCGUGGCUGGCUACCCGCACAUGGUUUCAUACCUCGAGAUACCGCUGUUUGCAAUGUCUGGGCACAUAUUGGGCAGCUACUGUGUUGUUGACACUAAAGAACGGGACUUUCUGCAUCCCAAGUCGCUGAGCACUCUUCGCGAAACUACCUCGGCUAUCAGUGCAUACCUCGAUAUGCGACGCGCCGAAGCUUCUUCAGAUGACAUGGUUCCAAGGUCUGUAGCCCCUGUGCGCCCUGGAGCUCACACAAGCCAAUUCGACCUAGAUGUUUUUGGCGCCGCCUCGCGAAGAAAACCUGACAAGAAGCUAUCCGACGGCACGAAUGCAAGCGUCACCAUGCCAGACCAUGUUCAGUCAUUGCCUGUUUGCGAUGCAUCUGUUAUCGUUUCGCCCCAAGAUAAUGUCUCAAAACGGGUCAAAUCUGACUUUGCUACUCAAGUCGACACUCUCUUCAUGAAAGCCGCAGAUAGUAUUGGCGAUGCUAUGGGUCUGGAUGGCCUAGUCUUCUUUGACACCGUUUCAACUGGCACCCGAAACAAAGGUUGUCAGCUGAAAUUGCGUCAGUCGCUCAUCCAGCGCUUGACUGCCAAGUACCCUCGAGGGCAUGUCUUCGCAGUCGAUGAACAUGGGGUCUUCCAACACGAUUGCGAUGGCGAACUUGACUCUGGUGCGGAUGACAGAUGGAAUGACCUCUUCAGUUUAUUGCCAAAGACCCGCUACGUAAUAUUCCUGCCUAUGUUUCACUAUUCAAGAGAAGCUUGUUACGCAACCUGCCUAGCCUGGGUAUCUGACACCGGCAAAACACUUGAUACUGGCGAUGUCAAUUCAUUGACAGCUUUCGGUAACUCACUGAUGGCUGAGGUCUUUCGCUUAGAAGCAUGCGAAAAUACACUUUCCAAGUCGGACUUUGUUUCGACCAUCAGUCACGAGUUACGAAGUCCCUUGCAUGGCAUUUUGGCCAGCAUUGAGCUGAUCCAAGAAAACUGCCAGGGAUCUGGUUUGAUGUCGGAGAUCUCCAUGAUUGAGUCUUGUGCGGUUACUCUUCUCGAUACAUUUGACCAUCUGUUGGAAUAUUCCAAAGUGAAUAGCCGCGCCAGCGUUGGACAAAGAGGCGGAAAUGGAGAUCCUCGUUCCACCACCCACGUUCAUCACGGUGCAGUAGCUGUCGACUUGGCUUCUAUGGUCGAAGAUGUCAUUGGGACUGUUUCUGUAGGUCAUGACCAUUCUUCGCGCCUCUCUUCUGGACUUAAUAAAGAGCGUCAAGAUUUGUUGGCUGGAUCGCCCGCAACGGCACAAACCGAGCCUGUCGUCGUCACCACACGCAUUGAAAAGGCCCGUGAUUGGACCUUUGUCAUUGACAAGGGUGCUUGGAAGCGCAUUUUACUCAAUGUCGUCAGCAACGCAUUGAAGUAUACCAAGUCGGGCUACAUUCACGUAGGUCUAGCAUUUAUGGAGGCUGCCGAUGACAGUCAGUCACAAAUCAGUCUUUCUGUGACCGACACGGGUGUAGGCAUGAGUGAGGAUUUCCUCAAGUACCAUCUCUUUACACCCUUCAUUCAGGAGAAUCUACUAAGUCCAGGAACUGGGCUAGGUUUGAGCUUAGUGAAGAGCAUCGUGGAGUCACUACACGGAACUAUAUCAGUCUCUAGUCGUUUGGGCAAGGGAACGAAGAUCAUCAUCAACAUUCCGGCUAGUCAAACGGCGCAGACACCAAAUGCGCCACGUAGCGAGAACGUUUCCUCUCACGAAUGCCUACGCGGAAAGGCAAUCGGUAUGCUCAGUCUCUCUCUACCCGAAGAGCAAGGCAAAGAAUUUGCCCCCUCUAUCGAUUCGCCUCCCGAAGCGCUGGAGCGGGCCGUUCAAAAUAUCUGCCAGGAUCGCUUCGGCAUGAGGUUCACCACUGUUUCCACAGACACACUUCCGGUUCUGGAUGUACUCCUCAUCGAUCACCAUGCCAUCUCUUCGACACUCACGUACGACUUGAAAACAUUGUUCCCUACGUAUACGGGAGGGACUUACCCGGUCAUGGUCGACCUGCGCAAUAUUAAAGGCGCACCUCCCGAAUCUGGCACUAGCAAGGCCAUGCACACGGUACUAGUCACUGCAAACUCGCUCGGACCUGCACUCAUCUCGGCUAUGAAGGAUGUCACUACCAAGGAGAAGGCAUUGCCGUCCAUAGAAGUCAGAAGCAGACCUGACAUGGAGCCAACAGAGCCGUUAGAACAUGCCGACACAAUGCUAGAGCCAGACCCGCAAACCAAAGUACUUCCACACCGCAGCUUAUCGUUGCAGCGUGUGACACGAGCCGACGCCGCCACAAGUCCUGCUCUACAAGCACCAUUACCAACACAACCACCUACCCCGCUUACAAGCAGCCCGACAUGCCGAUUCCACCGUCUGCUCUUGGUAGACGAUAACCCCAUAAAUCUAAAAAUGCUAUGCGCUUUUGCAAAACGCCUCGGCGUACCGUAUUCCAGUGCCACCGACGGCGCAGAAGCGGUGCGUCUCUAUCGAACCGCCACUGAGCAAGGGGACCCAAAAGCAAACUAUGACUGCAUCUUCAUGGACAUCAGCAUGCCAGUUAUGGAUGGCUUCCAGGCCGUAUCAAAGAUUCGUGGAAUCGAACACGGUUUGCUGGAAAAAGGCAUACCAAGACAGUCCGAUGACGCUGCGAAACAUGGUUUAGAUGGCACUCUAGAGGAAGAGAGAGGUACCCGGGCGUACAUCUUCGCAUUAACGGGUCUUGGUAGCGAGAAAGCGCGAAAGCAAGCGAAGAAUAGCGGUUUUGACGAGUUCCUUCUCAAGCCAGUGAGGUUCAAAGACGUCCUACCGUUGUUGGCACGUCUGCCGACUGCAUGA